Molecule: messenger RNA, 3678 nt
Organism: Linnemannia hyalina
Lineage: Eukaryota; Fungi; Mortierellomycota; Mortierellomycetes; Mortierellales; Mortierellaceae
Source: the annotation of a GenBank genome assembly
AUGUCUCGACACGACAGUGACCGUGACGAGGACGAGGAAUACGAGAACCUGGGCAAGGCGCGCGAUAACAGGGACGACGAUUCUGAUCUGGAAGAUUCGCGCAGAGGACGCAGCAGCUCCAGCAAGCAUUCAAACAACCACCGCAACAGUAAACGACAAGACGACGACGAUGAUGACGAGGACGAGGACGACGAGGACGACGAGGAUGACGAAGAUGACGAGGACGAGCACGACACUGUCGCUUCUAGGCGCCACAAGAAACAAAAGCGCACCGUAAAUCCUUUCCUCGAUAUGGAAGCCGAGGUCGACGAUGAAGAGGAGGACGAAGACGAAUAUGAUGACGAGUAUGGCGGAGGAGAUGGUUUCAUUGCAGAUGAGCAAGAUGAGGCCGCAGAAGCAACCAGGGCAUCAAAACACUUGGAUCUGGACCGUAGAAGACGGGAAGAAGACGACGUCGAUCUGGAAGAACAGGCCGCCCGGUUCAAGGAACGUUAUGGUCGUCGCGACUAUGCUCCUCGUCGCGCAUUUCAGGGACAGCAGGAGGAUAUUCCACAGCAACUUCUCAUGCCCGAUGUCCAAUCGCCACAUCUCUGGAUGGUCCGCUGCAAGCCUGGCAAGGAAAAGGACUUGGUCUUUUCGCUCAUGCGCAAGUUCUUUGACACCGAAUACUCUGCCCAACCUCUCGAAAUCUCGGCUGCGUUUUCGCGUGAAUCGCUCAAAGGAUACGUGUACAUCGAGUGUAUGCGUCAAGCCAAUGUCCAGGCCGCUUUGAACGGUCUUAACAACGUCUUCGCCUCCAAGCUCACUUUGGUUCCCAUCAAGGAAAUGACAGAUGUGCUCAAGGUCAGGCACAAGGAAUCGGACCUUCGCCCUGGAACCUGGGUUCGUGUCAAGCGUGGUAAAUACGCCAUGGAUCUUGCACAGAUCUUGGACAUUGCAGAUUCUGGAGAUACUGCCAAGGUCAAGCUGAUUCCUCGUUUGGACAUGACCCCUCGCACAGAUGCAUCAUACGUCGCUGGAAACAACAAACGCAAACCUGUCAACAGUGCGCUCGCUGGACGCCCCCCACCAAAGCUGUUCAACGCUCGUGAGGCAGAAAAGGUUGACAAACUAAACAAGCCAACAUCGAGAGGCCGCGGUGUUUUCCAGUGGAACAACGAGGUUUUCAGGGAGGGAUACCUGGAGAAGGACAUGAAGAUCUCCAGCUUGAUCACGGAAAACAUCAACCCUACACUUGACGAGAUUCAAAAGUUUGCCAAGGGUGGUGUCGACGACGAGGAUGGUGGUUUGGAUCUGUCGGCUGUCGCUUUGUCGGCCAUGAGCGCAUCGGUCACGAGCCACUUCCAGCCAGGAGAGAAGGUCGAGGUGACAGAGGGAGAGUUGAAGAACGUUCACGGUACGGUCGACUCGGUCACCAGCGACAUGAUUAUGGUUCGCCCUUUGGCCGAUGAUCUCAAGGGUAACAUUCUUAAGUUCCCUCCCACACAGCUUCGCAAGCUCUUCAAGGAGGGAGACCACGUCAAGGUUGUCAACGGAAAGUACAAGGAUGAGACCGGUCUCAUCAUCAAGAUCGAGGACAGCGUCGUCACCAUUGUCACGGACCUGAACGUCAAGGACAUCCAGGUGUUCUCAAAAGAUCUUCAGAUGGCCGCCAACGUCGCUACAGGCACAGGAACCAUUGGGCAAUACGAGACCCAUGACUUUGUCCAGCUCGAUGCUGCCACUGUUGGUGUCAUCUACAAGGUCGAGCGUGGAUUUGCCCGUGUUGUGGACCAGUCCGGCAUGACUCGUGAAGUCGAACCCCACCUUAUCACACAAAAACGUGACUCCUCGCGUGCUAUCGCUACCGACGCUGAGGGCAACAGUAUCCAGGAUGGUGACUCUGUCCGCGAAAUGACUGGAGCCAUGCGCGAGGGAAAGAUUUUGCACUUGUUCAGGACAUACGCGUUCUUGUACAACAGAGAGUACAUGGAGAACUCGGGAGUCUUUGUUCAGUCGACUCGUCUUGUGGUCAGCAUGGCUUCCAAGAGCCGCGCUCAGCCUGGCAUGCGUCUGGAUACCAUGAACCCAGCCAUGAUGAACAUGAACCGUGGCGGUUUCGGCGAUCGUGGAGGUCGUGGACGUGGUGGCCCCAUGAUGAUGGGCCGUGGUCGUGGUGGACGUGACCCUCUGAUUGACAAGACUGUCACCAUUAUUCGUGGACCCCACAAGGGUUACCUCGGCAUCGUUAAAGACGCCUCAGACUCUACUGCCCGUGUCGAGUUGCACACCAACUGCCGUAUCAUCACCGUCGAGAAGGCCAAGCUUGCCAUCACCAACGCCAACGGUACAACUACACCUGUGUCGAGCAUGUCGGAUAUGAACCCUCCUUCCACCCCUCGUGCAGGCAACUAUGGCGGCUAUGGCGGCUAUGGUGGCAUGACACCUGUCAGAUCUGGUGAUAUGACACCGAUGCACAACUCUGGAUCGCGCACACCCGCUUGGAACAACGCAGGAUCCAAGACACCCGCAUGGAACGCAGGAUCGAAGACACCCGCAUGGAGUGCUAGUGCCAGGACCCCCAACCCCUAUGCAGAUGGCUCGCAGACACCCGCCUGGGAUGCCGGUUCCAAGACACCACGCUAUGGAGGAGGAUCUGCCUGGGACAGUGGUAGCCGCACGCCAGCUCCUGCUUGGGACUCUGGAAGCAGAACGCCAGCACGUGGAUCAGCUUGGGGCGAUUCAGACUCUGGCUCAGGCAACCAUAACGGGUCCAGUGGAUCGGGUGGAUACAAUGUUUGGGGCGACAAGGCUGAUUCUGGCUCUGGUUCAAGCGGAUUCCCUCAGACACCUGCUGCCAGCAGCGAUUGGAUGAACCGCAGUGUUCCUACGCCUGGACCCUUUGGCGCUCCUUCACCCGCACCCUUCACCAACUACCCAUACACCCCUGGCCCCAACUCUAGCUACGACUCUGCACCAACACCCAGCGGAAGCAAUUUCCCCUCAACUCCUGCAGCUUCAUCAUCUUUGGGCUCAGGACCUGGUCAUGGGGCCAGCGGCAGUGGCAGCUCCCUCGGUGCCAAUGUAGCCACCCCUGGAGCCACUCCUGGCGCCAGAAUGCAGUCGAUUGCCACACCAGGCUCUCUCCAAACUCCUCAGACCCCUGCAGGUGGUCCAUCUGCACCCAUGACUCCUGCCAGCCACUUUCCUCAGACGCCCUUCAUGCCUACAGGAGGCGACUACUCGGGCAUGGAUUCACACGGCCACUCUGGCCAGGUUCCUGGAUACGGAUCAGCUGCUGGUGGAGCUGCAGCAUCGGGUCCUUCGUAUGACUGGUUGGCGACGGAUAUUGAGGUCCGCAUUGGAACCGGAAAGGACGGAUCACAAUUCGAGGGUGGCAAAUACCAAGACCAGUCGGCACGCACGAUCAAGAUCCCACCAAGAAGCGCAUUAUCGUCGACGGCCCUUUGCGAUGUCCGUUUGUUGAGUGACGAUAGGAUGGUUCAGGUCCCAGCUCAAUACCUCAAGACGGUUGCACCGCUCAAGAACGACGGCGUCAAGGUUUUGUCGGGCGAACAUCGUGGUGCAUUGGGUACCUUGAUGGGAGUCGAUGUUCAGGAUGGUAUUGUCAGCUUGAGAGGUGAGAACAUGUACAAGGUCUUGACCAUGUCAGUUCUUGGCAAGUAUUUGGGCGAUUGA